CCCAAAUGACACGCAAGAGCAGAGCGACAUCAGAGAGACAGAGACACAGCAAGACCAGGCACUGGAGAAAUGGAAGAAGCUUUUUUCCAGCUUGGCCAAGAAUUCACCAGGCUUCAGCAUUUAUGUGCAAAGCAGAGCGAGCUGCUACAGAAGCUGAUUCCAGGGAAGGACCCACUCAUCGAUCUGCCCACUUCGAUGCCAAUCCAAUGCACCGAUGAUACAGUCGGAGAGGAAGUGGAAAGACCCAACUUCAGACAGCCAGGAACAAAGCCCUCCUCUGCCAUCACGGUCUGCCCAGCAGCUCCUAGACUGCGUGACUCUGCUGUUCUCCAGAACCAGCCCCAAGCUGUAGACGUGCUGUCUGCCUUGGCUGUGAAGUACCCACCGUGUGCAGAAAAUGACCGUUUAUUAAGCAGUGGGAAUGGGAAGCUGGAUUUUGCAAGAGCCCUUUGCAGCCAGCCCUGCGACACGCCAGAUAUGGGCAACAUGGCAAAUUUUGAUGCACAGUUGAAUGAUGAUAUGGCAUUUCCUGCCUUUAACAUUAACAAGAGAGACUCCCUAGCUAGUUCUGCCCCUCAAGACUUUGCUCUUCAAAAUCCAGUGUGUGUAGACUCCCUUUUCCACUCUUUGGAUCUGUAUGAAGACCCCCAGGAGGCACCGACGGAAUAUGCUCCCAGGCACAGCGCUCUGCCUACAGAGAUGAAAGUUCCCGUAGAAAUACGAGGACCUGUAAAGACUUCCUGGACUCCGGGGUGGAUGCUGGAAGAUGGCCCCCUGGGUGAGAGUGGGCCUCCGGAUCCUGAAGCUACCGAGCACAUGCAGACCUGUGACUUUUCCCAAGCCCUCUUCCCAGCUGCAACAGCCCAGGGAGACUAGCUCAAACAUCUUCUGGCUCAUAUGGAAUAGGACUGGAUGGUCCCCCAUUAGGCCGUGUACUUAUAUUCUUGUACUCCUAGGCUUAAACCCACUUGCUGUGGUUAACACAAUGGAGCAAUGUGGGUAGCAUCUGCUUUUAACUUUGCGGCCCAGGUGCCGAGCAUCCAUUUAUAGAUGGGAAGCCUGAGGGCAGCCCUCAGCAAAAGCGAGCCGUACUGGUGCACCGCAAUAGUUUGGACACCACAUGCCCGGGCAAGAAACUAGAGGAGUGUCGAGAAGCCCCAACUAACCCCAAUGUCUGACUGUGCUCCAUGCUGUAUAAACACCCAGUAGGAGAUUCUGCUUUGGAGAAGUCACCGGG
Molecule: messenger RNA, 1237 nt
Organism: Gavialis gangeticus (Gharial)
Lineage: Eukaryota; Metazoa; Chordata; Crocodylia; Gavialidae
Exons: 4
Coding region: 70-876 (268 amino acids)
Biological process (GO): canonical NF-kappaB signal transduction
Source: RefSeq, a predicted model, not a curated record